Messenger RNA from Cephus cinctus (wheat stem sawfly), 4397 nucleotides. RefSeq names its product sodium- and chloride-dependent GABA transporter 1. The transcript is spliced from 11 exons. Gene Ontology annotation, cellular component: membrane. Lineage: Eukaryota; Metazoa; Arthropoda; Insecta; Hymenoptera; Cephidae. The record is from RefSeq and is a predicted model, not a curated record. Bases 312 to 2243 code for a protein of 643 amino acids. Gene Ontology annotation, biological process: sodium ion transmembrane transport.
UUAUUCUACAACGACAUCCCUUGUGAGGUAGGUCGCUCGAAACCAGCCCUUGGAAUACCGACGCGCAAUGCUAUAUUGUGACGUGAUACUUUUUUAAAAAUAAUUAUCAGUUAUCGAAGUGCGACAAAAAUGUAGUCAGUGAACAGUGCCUAAUAGUUAGUGCAAAUAAUAAUGAAUUUGGUACAAGGGUAGUUUCACACCAUGCAGUGACGAUUUACAUGCCCCUUGGAAACCGAUCAGUAUUAAUUUUCACAAACGGACAUUGCACAAUCGUUUCGCCUGGCACAUAACAAUAUUUACAUUUCAGAAAGAUGACUGAGAAGAUGUAUUAUUGGGGAGACGAAGGGGAACCGGUUGAUCCGGAUCAGACUUUCAUAGAAUUCAAAGCGAAGUCGACUACAGCCGGUGAAUCGUCGAAGACGGUGCCGAAGAUGGUCGUGUCGUCGCCCCAGGGUGAACCUACGGCUGUAGCUAAUCGCGAGGAGCAAGCGGAACGCGGUGGCUGGGACAAUAAAUUGGAUUUUCUAUUCUCCUGCAUUAGCGUCUCUGUCGGUUUGGGAAACGUGUGGCGAUUUCCAUAUCUAUGCUACAGAAAUGGCGGCGGCGCAUUUUUGGUCACUUAUGGAAUCGCCAUGAUAUUUUGCGGAAUACCGAUAUUCUUCCAGGAAGUCGCUAUCGGACAGUACCUCGGAGCUGGCGGAAUGACGCUCGUAGGACAAUUGUGUCCUUUGUUACAAGGGGUCGGUUACGCCACAAUGACAAUAGUCUUCUUUCUCGACAUAUACUACUGUAUCAUCAUAUCCUGGACGCUAUUCUACCUAAUUAGCACAUUCGCAAAUUUGCCAGGAUUGCCAUGGAGCGGUUGUGGAAACUGGUGGAACACUGAAGGCUGUUUUGACGACCGGCACAGGAACGCCAGUAAAGCGGAAACUACAAGUAUGACCAGUAACGCCACGAUACAUCAUACAACACCAGUGGAGGAGUAUUGGAAUCGCCGUGUACUUGGCAUCACAAGUGGCAUCGAAGAAAUUGGCGGGAUGCAAUGGGAGCUACUAGGAUGUCUGAUACUUGGAUGGCUACUGGUCUACUUCAUCAUCCGCCGUGGUCUUCACCAGAGCGGUAAGAUCAUCUGGUUUUCGGCGUUGUUCCCGUACGUGGUGCUUUUCAUUCUUUUGGGAAGAGCGGUGACCUUGGAUGGGGCCGAUGAGGGUCUUCUCUACUACGUGACACCAAGAUGGGAAGAGCUACUGAGUCCUAGACCAUGGAUCGACGGUGCCACCCAGAUAUUCUUCGCGUACAGCAUCGGUACAGGUGCACUGCCAGCAUUGGGAUCCUACAAUAAAUUUCAUCACAACUGUUAUAAAGAUGCACUGAUUACAUGCGUAGUAAACACAUUGACAUGUUUAUUGGCCGGCUGCGUGACAUUCUCUAUCCUGGGUCAUAUAGCUUUGGAACUAGGCACCGAGGUAUCUCAGGUCGUCAAGAGCGGACCAGGUCUGGUCUUCCUCACGUAUCCUGAGGUCGUCCUGAAGCUGCCUGGUGCGCCGAUCUGGGCCAUUAUCUUCUUCGUUAUGCUUAUCAUACUGGGCAUUGACAGUGAAUUUUGUAUCGUCGAGUCCUUCAUUACCGGAGUCGUUGACAAUUGGCCAGACACUCUGCGACCUCAUCGUAACAAAUUUACAAUAGCAAUUUGCCUGCUGAUGUUUCUGCUUGGCGUUCCCAUGGUGACUCACGGUGGCGUCUAUAUAUUCCAACUAAUGGAUUUCUACUCAGCAAGCGGAAUGUCCAUUCUCUGGGUUUGCUUCUUCCAAACCAUAGCGAUAUCCUGGAUAUUUGGUACUCAAAAAUUUUGCGACUGUAUACACCAGAUGAUGGGAAUAAGAUUGAAUAAAUUUUGGUACAUAUGCUGGCUGGUCUUUGCCCCUAUUAUCAUGGCAUUUAUCUUCGUCUUUCAAUGCGUACAGUAUGAACCAUUGACAUAUGGUAAUACGUAUAAAUAUCCGACGUGGGCUGAAAUUCUAGGAUUCACAAUGAGCUUCUCAUCCAUGAUUUGGAUUCCGGCUUAUGCUAUUUACUAUGUCGUAACUACACCUGGAUCGAUCAAAGAGAAUAUCCUGAAGGGACUGCAACCCAACAUAAAGUCCAGGACGAAAUUACCAAAGGGUGAAAAAUCAGCAGUGAUACCAAUGUCCGAGAGCAGCGCUGGGCUCAUCUCGAAGAAUAACAGUUUUCUCAAUCAUUAAUCAAUGAUAGCUGGGAAGAGGGAUGGAACCGAUGAGAAUGUAAAUGGUCGAUCAUUUUUUUUUUAUAGAAUAAGUCCCAGCACGCUGGCGGUGAUACCUAGUAUUAAUUGCAUUGAACGAGUAAAUGGGACUGUUCAAUUAAUUUGUUAGCUUUAAAGCAAAGACACAGUAGCAGAAGACAGAAUAGAUAUGAGCGCUAGUCGCCAAGGCCUUCAUUAUUAUUUCUUUUAAAUUGGUUUAUCGAGGAAACGUGUAUUUGUAUAUUGGUGCGGGAAAAAUUGAAUGAAAAAAAAAAUAUAUUUUUGCAGCUUUUUUCUUUUUUUUUUUUACUAUUAAAAAUGGACCAGCGUCUAUUUAUAUAUUUCAGAAUUUUUCUUUCCAUUAACAGUUGAAUACUUUACGCAUGUUGAAAAGUCAGAUGUGUUUAGGGCAACCAGUUUUUGCGAUCGACUCGCGCGUUAUGAAUUGUACUUUGAAAACAAAAAAAAAUAGAAGCGGGAAAAUUUAAAUUUGAAAAUUCGUCAACUCACACUGGUUGACAAUUGAUUUUUAAUGUUGAAAUGUGCAGGGUCGGUCGCCGGGCGAAUUGAUCGGUAUUUUAGAGAUUUAUAGUGGCUUUUGAAAUGAUAUUGCGGUAUUGAUUAACGCUGCAGAUUUAUAGUGUAAGGAUGAAUGAGUUAAAAAAAAAAUUUUACAUUAGUCAUCGAUCGAAGAAAGAUAUUAGAAUUACGAUAAAUUUACUCGAUAGUCUAAUUUUUAGGUAGUGUCGUCCCGACGCUUUAGUCAAAAUAGCAGUAUUAAGCGUCGCGAUAAUCGACGACGAGGCACGAGAUUUUUAGAUGAUUGAGAAAAGAAAAAAAAAAAUAAAAAUUAAUAAAAUGGAAAAUAUUUUGUUACCGAUGUGAUACGAUAACGAAAAGAAAAAUACGAUUAUACCGAACAGAUUUGAUUAUUCAGAAAUUUGCAUUAUCAUUACGAACGGCAAGCAAUAAAAAAAAGUGGCAAAGUCUCAAUGAACGUAUAAAUGACAGGAUCGGCCUAAUUCAAUCUAUUGUUAAUGAUUUAUUAUAAUUUCUCAAACUAUAGGCCGUCAUCGUUUUAAUGAUAUUUUUUGUAAAACUGUUUUACCACGUGAGAAACUAAUCGCUCAAUCUGUCAUUAAUAAUCGAUAAUAAUAGUAAUUAAUUAUCCGUGUACAUGUAUUCCCAAACAGACCAUUAUCAUUAUUAUUCAAUCGACACUGUUGAUCUCGCGUUACGUAAUAGACUAUUAAAAAGUUCUUAUCGCAAAAUUAAUUUAUUAUUUCAUAACGCAAAAUGGUUUCCAAUGAACGAUAGGAAGUUCUAACGCGACACCUUAUCAAACAUUUUUGUGAUAAUUUUUGAUUGAAUAAUGAAAAAAAUUCACCCAAACCAAAUGUCAUUUUAUCAUUAUAACACUGAUAGGUUCACCAAAAUAUUUUUGCAUAAAAAUAAUAUUCCCUUUCAUCCCCUCACUUUGUGUCAUGAAAUUUUGCGUAUGACACAAAAUUGUAAUUAACCUGUCACACGUCAAAAUUCUGUCACAACCUAGAAAAUAAGCAUCAGACACAAUUAACCGUAUAUAAAGUUUUAAAAAAAUUGGGUGUCUCAUUUUCGAUAAUCAUCCCUUAAGAAAAAAAAAGAAAAAGACAAAUCCGUACUCGUAAUCGCGUCCACCUACCUAUACAUGAAAACAGUAAACGAUGAAAAUAACGUUAAAAGAUAACUAUAAAUGUUUUUUAAAUUCAAUAUAUCGAAUUGGUGUAACAAUAAAUAUAACUUUUCGAUCGUCAAGUUUAAACCAACCACUCUCACCUUCCAUUUUGUUAUACGCCACACUUUAUUAUUUUCAACUAAUUCUUUUUCAUUCAUCUCAAAUAAUACCAAAGUUCCUAUCCAUCAGCCUCUUAUUUAUCCUGGCAUUGUGUGAUUCAGGCGGGUCUCCAUUGUUCGACGAACAAUAGUAAAAAAGCCGAAGAAAAUAGUUUAUAUUUCGUAACCAGGAUGCCAGAAUCAAGCGUGAAUAAAAGCACAAAUGAAGUCCAGUAUAUGUAUGUAACGUAUAACAGCGAGUUAAGGUAUUGAAUAAAAAAAAAAGUAGGUCAUUAAAAAUAAACCGUCAUUAACCUCCAAA